AUGGCUCAAUCUGAACGCGUCGAAAAGCUCCUGGCUACCAUCCAGAUAUUGCAGGAUGCUGCAACUGGGCUAGUAAAGGAAUGGCAGAAGGAGGACAAGGCCUCGCAGCAAGAGGAUUGGGUAGGAAGCAAACUCCCCUCCGUUGAAAUCUAUAAUGCGACCCGUACUAUCAUGGCCUCCUGUGGCCUGAUUGGCGAAUUGGUCGACGAACCCCAAAGCCGCUUGUUGACCGUCGCCUGCGAAUACUUCGAGGCCCGAGCGCUCCAUAUUGCUUCGGAGCACCGUAUCGCAGACCUUGUUGCUAACGCCGAUCCGAAAGUUGGCGUUCACAUCGAUGUGUUGGCGAAGGCAACCGGUAUCGACUCGCGCAAACUCGCACGAGUCCUAAGGACACUUUGCUCUGCCCACAUCUUCGCAGAAGUCCAGAAUGAUCACUUCGCGAACAACAGCGUCAGCAAGACACUCGUCCACAACGAGCCAUUGCGAGCCUACAUUGUGUCUCUCGCAUUGGACAUCUACUCAGCUUCUGAUAAGCUCCCGCAAAUUCUCGUUGAUCCCAUCAAAGGGAAAUCCAACGACGUGAAAGUCACCGCUUUCCAAGAAGCUUUGAACACGAAACUGUCCCGUUGGGAGUGGUUGGAAGAGGGUGUUAAGCAGCCUGACGGCACGGUCACCCGGAGACCAGAAUUAGACAUUUUCGGAUUAGCCAUGCUCGGCGGUGGUCGUGUAUUGGGAACACCCUUAUACUAUGACUUCCCAUGGGAGUCACUAGGGAACAGCUUGAUUGUGGACGUUGGCGGAGGUGUUGGUGGCAUGAGCAUGGACCUCGCAAAGAGGUAUCCCAACCUGAGAUUCGUUGUUCAAGACAGAGCGCAGGUCAUCACGCAGGCUCGUACCGUGUGGGAGAAAGAGUUCCCUCAGGCCCUCGAGAACAGGGUUACGCUGAUGCCACACAACUUCUUCGACGAAAACCCGGUCAAGGGCCCAGAUGCCUUCUUGCUCAGAUAUAUUUUGCACGACUGGGAAGAUGACCGCUGCGUUGACAUCCUGAAGGGCUUGACUCCGAGCAUGGGCCCCAACACUCGCGUCCUAAUUGCCGAUCAAGUCAUGAACACCACCGUCGGCUGCCCGGAAUUGCAAUCCGCCCCAGCUCCUCUUCCUGCAAACUACGGUGCUUUCACCAAAUUCGCCCACUGCAGAGAUUUGGACAUGAUGACCAUUAUCAACGGCAUGGAGCGUACGCCAGCUAUGGUUCGUGAUUUGGCACACAGAGCCGGGCUCGAAUUGAGCAGGAUUUGGGAGUGCCGUGGAAUCGUGUCAUUCUGCGAACUCCGUCUUCCUCAAUCAGCCUGA
Molecule: messenger RNA, 1353 nt
Organism: Pleurotus ostreatus (oyster mushroom)
Lineage: Eukaryota; Fungi; Basidiomycota; Agaricomycetes; Agaricales; Pleurotaceae
Exons: 7
Coding region: 1-1353 (450 amino acids)
Molecular function (GO): O-methyltransferase activity
Source: RefSeq, a predicted model, not a curated record